Messenger RNA from Lagenorhynchus albirostris (white-beaked dolphin), 1329 nucleotides. It is a transcript of the gene CTXN3, whose product is annotated as cortexin 3. The transcript has 3 exons. The record is from RefSeq and is a predicted model, not a curated record. The coding region runs from base 273 to 518 and encodes 81 amino acids. NCBI's taxonomy places the organism in Eukaryota, Metazoa, Chordata, Mammalia, Artiodactyla, Delphinidae.
AGCUUGGUUGGGAAGAAUGGAAACUAAAGAGGCUUGUAACUACCUGUAACCGUUCCACCAGGAAAUGGAUCAAGUGUUUGUUCAGCCAGAUCCAGGAUCUCAACCCAACAACUCAUAAUGAUGGUGCUGACCGUCCCUGCUGUCCCUGGGUGAUGAGCAAUGUGCAGCCCUAGCCUUUUGAGCUUCUUCAAGGUGCAGCCACCAUGAUCUCAGCAGGCUGAUGAUGGAAGAGAAGGAACCUGGGAGACCCUGUGCUCCAGCUUCCCUGGACGAUGGAUGGAGGACAGCCUGUCCCUUCACCCCUAGUGCCCCUUGGGAACGUGUCAUCAGAUUCUAGCAUGUCUCUGGAGCAGAAAACCACAUUUGUUUUUGUGAUUUUGUUGUUUAUUUUCUUGGGCAUCCUCAUAGUCAGGUGCUUCCGGAUUCUUCUGGACCCGUAUCGGAGCAUGCCAACCUCGACCUGGGCUGACGGACUUGAAGGCCUGGAGAAAGGGCAGUUUGACCAUGCCCUUGCUUAACAGGACAGGAGCAGGAACCCAUCCUGAGGAGGAGAAAUGCUUCAUGUCUUGGCGCAGGAUUCUCUUUAGUCAACGUUCUCAGCAACUCAAAUUUUAUCCGUAUCUGAUUCUAGAACCACAGUUCAUUUAUUCGGUGAACUUUUGAGGAUAUUGGAAAUGGAAGUUUAUAUUCCUAACCCAAAAUAGGAAGGUUUAAAUUUCAAUAUUUACUCAAUGAAUGAAUGUUGAAUGUGUGUGAUGGUGCAACUGAGAACAUCUAUAGUGACUUUGCCUAAAAUGAAGCCCUACUGGACCUGACCAGAGAAAAAGACUAGAAAUGAUCUGAUCUGAUUCUGAUGGCAGGGCCAAAAGAGACUUCCUUGUUCUAAUCAUGUCUCCCAGUUUGUUUUAUUUUCAUGGGAAGCUGGGUCCUGGGCAAAGAAUGAGGAAGAAGUUGCUGAGUGGACCCAAAGCAGGUACUUGUUUUCUCCUAAAGCAAAGAGCACUGAAAGGCAAUAGGAAUGCUUAGAAGAGGUGGUUGAUUCCUGGAAAAUAUGGGUGAGGAUGAUAUCAUUUUACUUUUCAAAUAAAACUGAAUUCAAAGGCUUACGGAGGUUUAAAAACUAUUUACCAGGCCAAGUACAUUCUGGGUAUUCAUAUUAGUAACAUGCGUAGAGGUAACUAUACAUAACCUGAAUUUACUUUCUUUGCACAACUGGUUGAAAUAAUAGGUUGCAAGUACUGCUUCAACGUUUUUUUAAAAUAAAAAGUUAAUUGUUUAGAGGAGAAGACUUUUACAGUCUUAAGAGGAAUGUGUGUUUAUGACUGAAUA